AAUGGUAUUAUUUAUAUUUGUAUUAUUGCAUUAAGAAAUGGAUUUGUGAACUUUAUUAUACAACUCCCUUAUUUAUAUUUCUAUUAUUGCAUCAAGAAAUGAUAGGAUUCAAAAAAGAAAUGAGAGAUGGAGAAAGGUGAAGCUAUGGGGAAAAAAAGAGAGAAGAGAAGGAUAGUGUUGGUUCCGCUAACACUUCAUGGACAUAUUACUCCGAUUCUGCAACUAGGCAAAGCCCUUAGCUUGAAAGGCUUCUCAAUAACAGUUUUUCAGGGUCAGUUCAAUCGUGUAAACACUUCUUCGCCACACUAUUCUGGUUUUCAGUUCCUCGACGUAACAGGAAGCUUACCUGAGUCUGAACUUAUGAGACUCUCGCCAGUCGAAUUUCUGAUGAAGCAAAACAAAAUGAGCGAGGCAAACUUCAAAACCUGUAUAGGUCAGUUGCUGGUGCAACAGGGAAAUGAUAUUGCUUGUAUCAUCUACGACGAGUUCAUGUCAUUCUGUGGAGCUACAGCUGAGGAAUACAAGCUUCCUAGUUUCAUCUUCACCGCUGCAAGUGCUACACAUAAAGCUUGCCAAGUUUUUUUAAGCAAACUCAAUGCCAAGAAGUUCUUGAUGGAGAUGGAAGAUCCUGGAGUGCAAGACACAGUGGUGGAGGCAUUGCAUCCUAUAAGAUACAAAGACCUUCCGACAUCAGGAUUUGGGCCUCUAGAAUCAUUUUUGGAGAGCUGUAGGGUAGUCAACAAAAGAACAGGUUCUGGCAUUAUCCUCAACACGGCAAGCUGUCUAGAAAGCUCUUCUCUGUCAUGGAUGCAAAGAGAACUUGGAAUUCCAAUGUACGCACUAGGCCCUCUUCAUGCUUUAGCUAAAGCAGUGAAAUCUAGUUUACUGGAAGAGGACAGGGGCUGCCUUGAAUGGCUGAACAAGCAGAAGCCGAGGUCGGUGAUAUACAUAAGCCUGGGAAGCUUGGGUAGCAUGGAAAUUAAGGAUGUUUUGGAGAUGGCUUCAGGAUUGUAUAAUAGCAACCAACCUUUCUUAUGGGUCAUCCGGCCGGGCUCUAUCGUAGGCUCCGAGAUAGAGUCAUUGCCAGAGGAAGUCAAUAAAAAAGUCUCAGAGAGAGGAUACAUUGUGGAAUGGGCACCACAGAAUGAAGUACUUGGUCAUCCUGCAGUAGGAGGUUUCUGGAGCCACUGUGGAUGGAACUCAAUACUUGAGAGCAUUGAGGAAGGAGUUCCAUUUAUUUGCAGGCCUUUUCAAGGCGAACAGAAGUUAAACGCAAUGUAUUUAGAAAGCGUUUGGAGGAUAGGGAUUCAGCUAGGAGGAGAAGUGGAAAGAGGAAAGGUUGAGAGAGCUGUGAAGAGGUUGAUUGUGGAUAAAGAAGGUGCAAACAUGAGGAGAAGAGCCCUUGAUUUAAAAGAGAUGAUCAAAACCUCAUGUAUAAUUAGAGAUCACUAA
Brassica napus (rape) is the source of this 1452-nucleotide messenger RNA. RefSeq names its product UDP-glycosyltransferase 76E4-like. The transcript has 2 exons. The record is from RefSeq and is a predicted model, not a curated record. The coding region runs from base 127 to 1452 and encodes 441 amino acids. Gene Ontology annotation, molecular function: UDP-glycosyltransferase activity. Lineage: Eukaryota; Viridiplantae; Streptophyta; Magnoliopsida; Brassicales; Brassicaceae.